Molecule: messenger RNA, 828 nt
Organism: Odontomachus brunneus
Lineage: Eukaryota; Metazoa; Arthropoda; Insecta; Hymenoptera; Formicidae
Exons: 5
Coding region: 126-512 (128 amino acids)
Source: RefSeq, a predicted model, not a curated record
GAUGUUUAUAUAACUGUCAAUUUUAUAUAAAAGUACAGUAGCAUUUUCAAUAUUUCAGAUUCAAUUCCUCAAGCAUACUGCAGGUGUCAUUUGGAAAUUGCAGUCAAAUCGUCUAAGAAUUUAGAAUGAAGACGCUCGUGAUCAUUUUAAAUGUGCUAAUCGCACUGGAAGUCGUGUACGGCGAUAUAAAUGCUGUGAAGCAAUACAAACAAGCCUAUGAAAAGUGCGCUCAAAAGAUCAAGGCACCCGUUGACCAGCUCCGAAUUGACACGCUUAUAUGUGUGGCUAUAGAGGAUGGUGGCGUUUUAGACAAAUAUGGCGGAUAUAUUGUGGAAGAAUGUGCAAAAAGACUUCAUACUUUAAUUACCCAUCCAGACAGAUUGAAAAAAGCAACUGAAUUAUUUAAUAAAUGCGACAAGAAAGCGACUGAAACAGGAGCAAAGGGCUUUGCAAAGUUAAUAGAAUUUCUAAUAUGUGGCGCCCAUAUUGUGACAUAUUUCGAUCUAGAAUAAAAGUAAAAAAUAAAGCAUAAAAGCGAGAAUAAAAAUGGAAAAUGAAUGACUUUCGGUGGAACGUUUUACAUAAAAUAUUCUUUCAUGUGUUCUAUGUUCUUUCGCCUUAAAUCAAAAUUGUACACAUUAAUUGAUUAAAAUUUUCUUUAGCUAAAGUAAUUGGCAAACAUAAUAGUCAUAAUUAAUCAAUCGUUAUACAUCUAAUGAUUUAAUCCUUUAAUAAAAUUAAUUACUGAUCAUUGUAUAAUCAAUUAUGUUAACACUGAAUAUGUUCAUUAUAUGUGCAUUAUAGAAUAUAAAUACAGCAUUUUAAAAA